This is a messenger RNA of Rhineura floridana, 2779 nucleotides long. It is a transcript of the gene ZNF410, whose product is annotated as zinc finger protein 410. Gene Ontology annotation, biological process: regulation of transcription by RNA polymerase II. Lineage: Eukaryota; Metazoa; Chordata; Lepidosauria; Squamata; Rhineuridae. The record is from RefSeq and is a predicted model, not a curated record. The transcript is spliced from 12 exons. Gene Ontology annotation, molecular function: transcription coregulator activity. Gene Ontology annotation, cellular component: nucleus. The coding region runs from base 692 to 2089 and encodes 465 amino acids.
CCCGAGAAAGGGAGAGAGUUUAGGCACCCCCUCGCUUCUUUCACUCAGUCCGCGGAGGGGAAAGGGUGACGGCGGCGACGACGACGAAUGGUCUCGCGGGGCUGCUCCCCGCGGUGGCGUCUCUCCGUCUCCUUACACCUCUUUCCUUUACCUCUUGGGUCCAGUCUGGUCCUGAGGAGAAGUCCUUUCCUCUCCGCUUUCCGUGUCGUGGGAGUGGCCUAGGUUUGCCUUGGCCUUGUCGUAGGGCAGGCGCGAUGGGAUGGGUCGCUCGCUCUCCUCGCGGCGCCAGCCCACGGUUGGCUGCCUAGAAUGCUAUCAGGGUGAUUCGCCCUCUUCUCGGGGUCGGCGGGUGACUCCGGUGUUUGUCUAGGAUGGCCUGAUCGUUUAGCCACUGAAAAAUCUCCAGUGUUGUGCGAGGGGUCGUAUGAUGGAUGAUCCUCCUUGCCUCAGAUUCUUCCCGGCCUUCAGGAACUCUUGCGAUUUUGCCAGAAGUUGCUUUGAUUGUUGAAGUCUCUGGUGUGCUUAACGUUUAAAGUUAAACUGAAUAGCUCUCUACUACGGCUUCUCCUAAGAAGAUCCUCACAAAGUUGUGAGGCUGGAAUAUAUUUAUAAACACAGAACGUUGUUCACUUUAAACGCUAAAGCUUCGUGCCUUAUCCAGAUCGACUUUGGGAUUUGGAAGCUUGAAUCAAUGUUAUCGGAUGAGUUAGAGUCCAAACCAGAGCUGCUGGUUCAGUUUGUUCAGAACACAUCUAUUCCACUAGGACAGGAGCUUGUGGAAUCGGAACCUAAAGAUAUUACCUGUUUGUCUCUCCUUCCUGUUACUGAAUCCCCAGAAUGCAACAGGCUGAUGUUGCCAGAUGACUCUCCAAGUCAUACUAGUUCUUCAAAGGAUCUCUCCUCUUCUGCUGUUUUGCGAAGCCUCCAAGUGAAUGUUGGCCCUGAUGGUGAGGAGACAAGAGCACAAACAGUACAGAAACCACCUGAACUUCUACCAAGCCCUGAUACUUCCAGCUUGUUGCAAGACCUCCAACCCACUGACAGCACUUCUUUUAUCCUCCUCAAUUUAACACGGACAGGCCUGGGUUCUCCCUCAGAGCACUUGGUGUUUGUCCAAGAUGAAGCAGAGGAUUCUGGGAAUGAUUUUUUCUCCAAUGAUAGCACAGACAGCAGUACCCCAUGGUUUUUACGAGUGCAGGAACUGGCCCAUGACAGUUUGAUUGCUGCCACUCGAGCUCAGCUCGCCAAGAAUGCCAAAGCAAGCAAUAAUGGUGAAAAUGUUCAUGUUUGCUCAGGGGACUCUCAGCCAAAAGAAUCCAGCCCCAUCCCUCACUUGCCCCGGGCGGAGAAAAAGUUGAAGUGUACAGUUGAAGGCUGUGACAGGACAUUUGUGUGGCCAGCCCAUUUCAAAUAUCACCUAAAGACCCACAGGAAUGACCGUUCCUUCAUUUGUCCAGCAAAAGAUUGUGGGAAAAGCUUCUAUGUCCUACAGAGGCUGAAAGUACACAUGAGAACACACAAUGGUGAGAAACCAUUCAUCUGCACUGAGCUGGGCUGUGGGAAACAGUUCACAACAGCUGGGAAUCUGAAGAAUCAUCUACGGAUUCAUACUGGGGAAAAGCCCUUCUUGUGUGAGGCUCAGGGCUGUGGUCGUUCCUUUGCUGAAUACUCCAGCCUCCGGAAACACCUGGUUGUCCAUUCAGGAGUAAAACCCCACCAAUGUCAAAUCUGUGGAAAGACAUUUUCUCAGAGUGGCAGUAGGAAUGUACACAUGAAGAAACAUCAUUCCCGAGUUGGAAUGGAUAGCAACAGACAGCAUGAACAACCAGAAUCGCUGAUGGGCAGUAGUUUGUUGGAAGAAUCUGAAGUGCAGAAUAAAACCCUGGGGUCCAUGAACUCCCCUCCCAGCCUUGAUGUAGAAUCCUUGCACUUGCCAGACACAGAAUCAAUUAUUGGGGUAAAGGAAGAGGUUCUUGCUGAAGCAACAACAAACUCUCUCCAUACUGCAUCUGAUGUGGUUUUGCCAUCUCAUCUGCUGCCUUUAUCAACAUCAAGGCACUCCUAUGGGGUGUCGUCUUUACUACAGUAAAUCUACAGCUACGAAAGGAAGAGCAAAUCAAUGAAGUAUUGAACGCAAGAUAUGACGCUAAAGAACAAGCUUGUGUGAUGUGCUUAAGAAGCCGUUUGGUACAUGAAUUCCCAGAGUUUGUGCUUUGCCUCUUGCUUACUACUUGUGACCUGCCAGACCAGAGGCCUGGAAUAUGGCUUUGCUUCACUCACUGGAAACUGUUAUCUGAAGAAUGAAUUCAGGAGCUGCUACUAAUGUCUGAACAAUGUGCUGUUCCUAUUGAACUUGGUGUCCCAAAAGCUGGGAGGAUAAUGCUCUUGGAACUAGUUCCAAGGUACUUUUUUUCCCUCCUGAAGCUGAUCAUAAGCUCAGUAUUAUAUUGGCUUGUUCUUCUUGGAGAAGUAUCUUUAGAUGGUAGUGAAUUCUGCAACAAAGCACUGCAGUUCUGUUCUUGCUUCUGAGUUAUUGGGUAGUUCUGUGGUUUCACUUUGAGCUAGAUCUUCCAAGCCUCCUUGCUUGGUGCAGAAACACUUGCUAAUGUGGUUUUUGCUCCAAAUUUAAGACCUGAUGUUAUUCAAAGGAUUGCUGCAGACAACUUUGCUUCUUGCUGUGAUUUUAAUUUCUGAUUAUUAGGGCUUGAUUUUUUUAAAAAAAAUCAGAGGUAGCAACUAUUUGGUGUUCUUCUGUUGUAAAUAAACUAUCUACUUCCAA